GCCUUGCCCUUGGCUGAGGCACUUGACGAGGUCGCCUUGGAUUUUGUUGCGCCGCUGAUUGCGCUUUUCGGGGAAGAUUGGACAAGGUGUUUUUAUAGCCGGAAUUGGCAGUGCCGAGUGGCAGCCUUGACACAUUUGGCAGCGAGCAUGGCCCAACGGCUAGAGGAGCUGUCGACAUCAGAGGUAUCACCUAAUGUUCUUGCAGAACUUCUGGAUGGAGCAAUGCGAGCUGUGCAUGAGGGUUUGGGAGACCAGAAUGUGCGAGUUUAUGCCGAGGCAUGCAUGUCAGUCACGGCCAUCGUGCCGUCUUUCUGCGGGACAGUUGAUGGGCGACUGCUAGUGGCGCAUCUGGCGCCCUUGCUUCGUCAGCUUUGUGCCCGCAUGGGCGACUCAAAGGAGGUCGUCCGCACUCAAACGACCCAGGCAAUUUUCCGUCUUCUGAACCCGCCAACGGGGAACAUCGUCAGCCCGGUGGCGAUUGCAAUGCUGAUUUUACGGCAUCUGAUGCCGAGUAAAGAAGAGGGCGACUCGCCCAUGGCCUCCGUUGCCAAGGGUGCCACGGGCAAGGAGCAUUCCAAGUCGAUCGUGCAGCACGCUGGCAGCACAAGCCCAGGCGAAUGGGCCAGGCAAGUUGGCAUGGCUGGCCACAAACUGCAGCAAGGCGUGCGUGUCCACGGUCCCGACAAGCAGGAUGUCGAAGUGAUAAUUGAUGAAACAUUUCGUUCCAUUCCAGUUCCAGAGAAGCUUGGAGUCACGAUCCUUUACAAGAUCCAGUCGGGAACGGGCGGUGACGACUCCAAUAUCCGCUCAAAUGCGAUUGUGCGUUUCAUGGCCGACACUUCUGAUGGUUUGGCACCUGAGGAGUGGCAGUACGGAGGAACUCGGGGUCCUGCUCCGCCUGUGGUCUUGGCCCGAAAGGACCAGGUGCCCUUCUCCAGCCACGACUUCGAAAUCAUUUGUGAAUAUAUCAGCCACUGGAUGGAGCAGGCCGGCGAAAGCGACGGCCACUUUACUGAGGUUACGAACCGGAUCUUGGAACCCAGCGCCUUCCAGCAGUUCGUUCGGGAGAGCACCGACGAUUUUCCGCUGGCUUUCCUGUCGCUGCAAUUCCCAAAAGGCAGCAUAGUUGAAGCCAGGGGCCUGAGUAAAGCAGAGUUGAACGGUUUGCAGGGGCGGGUGUGCCGCCAUAGCAGGGACCGAGUUGGUGUCCAUUUUCCCAACCGAGAUGUUUGUGCGAUUCGACCAGCGAAGCUGCGACUGGUUUACGAUGCGCCGCUCGAUGAACCGUCGGCAAAGCGGCAUAUGGGAGAAGCGCAGACCAAAGAAAGAAAGCAAGAGCUGGAAAGGCAGGAGGCGCUUCAGAUUUCCAGGCGUUUCGUUGAAUGCCUACAUGAAGACACAUUCCCAGAAAUGGGUGACCUGCAUCUAUUUGGCGUCGGCUGCGACUACAGGGCCAGAGCCACAGAGGUUCUGGCAGUCUGGCAAGGCCUUGUGAAGCACAUGCACUUCACAGCAGAAAAGGUCGCCGAAGCGCUUCUAGAAGGUAAUUUGCAAGAGUGCUUCAUUCAGUGGACGAAGGAGUUAGCAAGCUCAGCCACGCCAAACUCGACCUAUGCGAAGAAGCUAAUCGAGGCAAACUUCGCAGUUGAGGAAAGCUCAACGUUGAACCGCUCACAGAGAGUUGAAGUGAUCACGGCCAAUUCCUGGGAGGUGCCCUCCGGCUUGGCUUCAUGGUCUUCCUGCGACCAAGAGGUGCUGAAUGCUCUGACAGCACCGCAGAAGGGGGAGGAGAAGGCCACGAUCCGGUUGUUCCACAGCAUCCUCUUCUGCAUUGUGAAUCAGGAGGAGAACGAUCUAGCGGUUGUCAUUGCUGCGCUGAAAGCGUUGGGCAAGGCCUGCAAAGCUGAGAGAGACAAGACACAGGCAGCCCAGAGCGCGGAGGCAUUUGCAGGCAUUUGCCGAGCGAUACAGCAAGCCCUGGCAUUUCCUGUCGGCGCUGACCGUCUGGUUUUCCUUUGUGCCGUGGAGCUUUGCCAGCUUUCUGUGCAGCAGCUUGCUGCGAGUCUGUCCGGUCUUGACCUGAACAUGGCCUUGGCAAAGAUUUUUCCGACGCUGAUGGAGCGAACAGCGCUCUCUGGCUUGGCGGGGGACGUCAAGGUGGGGGUUGCAUCAGACAAGUUGGUGCAGCAGCUUGCCAAGCACCCAAAGGUGGGUUGCGAGGCAGUCACGAAGAUGGUGAUAGCCUGCGUAGCACGUUCAGAGCGACCUGUGCGGCCGCUGGUUCUGCUUCGCACAUUGCUGAGUGACUUCGGCCUACGGCUCUGCGCCCAAAAGGACGUGGUAAUGCUGCUGUUCGAUGCUGUAGCAGGCCACCUGGAACGACUCGAAGGCCAGGCAGAGCCGCCUUGCAUCGGGCGGAGCAGCGGAGUAUUGACGAGUUGUGAGGUUCAGUGCGAGGAAGCUGUGUCGAGGCAAUGGGUAGGGAUCGCCAUGGGUGCCUCCCACCAGAGGCGACAAGCAGACUUCACCUCUGUCGGCUCGCAGUGCUCGCAGCAGCAGCAGCCAGCUCCAAGCUUGAACCUCAGCGCCGUGAGUUUGGAUACUGGUCGACUUGAGGGUCCCGGCGAAGCCUUCGACAGCUUCGCUACCUGGGAACACCUCGGUUCUUCGCCCCUUGUGCCUUGGGAUUCGUGGUGGAAGCUUCGAAGGAGGAGGGUGGAGUCUUUGUUUGAGGCAGCUGCAAGUGGAGAUACGGCGAGGAUACGUUCUCUUUGUCGACAGCCCGUGGCCGAUUUCGACUGCGAGCACGGCGAGAACAGCGAGCCAGAAGAAGCGAUUGCGGAAGAUGCGGAUGUAAACUCAGACAAGGUCCACCCAGACACUCGGGGACUUUAUGGGCGUACAAGUCUGCAUGUCGCUGCACAUGCUGGCCAUGCGAGCUGUGUUUCGGCCUUGCUCGAGCUACGAGCCAGCAUUGAUGCGCAGACAGACGCAGGCUUCACUGCUCUGCAUCUCUGCUGCCAGCGUGGUCACUUGAUCGUCCUGCAGAUAUUGCUUGCGGCUGGCUGCGAUCUGACAACACAGGCGGACCAGGGCGAAACACCACUGCACCUGGCAGCUGCCUCUGGGCAGUCGCACGUGGUGGAGGAGCUCCUUCUACGAGACGGAGACCGAGACCGAGAUCGGCAAAAGAGUCUUUUGCAGAUACAGAACCACUUCGGGCAGCGGCCCUGCGAGGUCGCCGCCGAUGCCCAGACACUCCGCUGCUUCCCCAAAGGCGUGGCUGUGGACAGCUACGCCGGUCGGCAGAUCCUCGAGUUCGGCGAGGAGGAGGAGGAGGAUGGAGAGGAAGAGGCAAAGCCGGCAGAGAAGAGGGAGGCGCGGCCAGCAGUGCUUCUGAGGAGCUCGCGCUGCGAUGCGGUGCGACGGCUGCUCACCGCCGCAGACGCCGAUGCCAACGCCGCCUCGCCACUGACGGCCCGUCCGGCAUCGCGGUCUCUCUCGCAGUCCUUCCUGAGGCUGCAGGAGAGGGAGCCUUCCGAGGCGAUCGGGCCGGACUCCUUCCGCCUGCUGUCUCUUCUAGGUAAGGGAUCUUUUGGGGAGGUCUUCCGAGUCGAAGACCGACAAACGGGCCAGGUCUUUGCGAUGAAAGUACUGCGAAAGCGUAAGAUCCUGAACAGAAAUCUGAUGCGCUAUGCGCUGACGGAAAGGAAUCUCCUCUCGUACAUCAGGCAUCCCUUUAUCGUGAGGCUGUAUCACGCCUUCCAAACUCCCAGCUGCCUAGUACUCGUGCUCCAAUAUUGUCCCGGUGGCAACUUAUCGAUGCUGUUGCAACGCGAGGGCGCGCUGCCAGAGGCAGCGGCGCAGCUUUACCUGUCUGAGGUGCUACUCGCCUUGGAGCAUUUGCACGAGAGGCGAGUUGUCUACCGCGAUCUGAAACCCGAAAAUGUGGUCUUGGACGACGAAGCUCACGCUGUACUUACGGACUUUGGUCUCUCAAAAGAGGGCGUCGACAAGUUCGGUGGCACCAAGUCUUUCUGUGGCUCCGUUGCGUACCUUGCCCCCGAAAUCUUGACCCGCUCCGGGCACGGGCGGAAUGUGGACCUCUACGGCCUGGGUGUGCUUCUCUUUGAGAUGAUGGAAGGCCAGCCACCAUACUACAGCAGAGACAGGGAUACAUUGUUUCGAAACAUCGUGACCGCCCCACUGCAGGCUCCGUCGCGUUGCAGCUCUCGGUGCGCUGACCUCAUCAAGGCCCUGAUGCAGCGAGACCCGGCCAAAAGGAUCGGCAAAAGGCAAACAUCCGAGGUUCGCUCACACCCUUUCUUUGCCGGAAUUGAUUUCGACCAAGUGCUCAAGCGCGAGGUUCCCGUGCCACCUCUGCGGCACUGGUCCACAUCCUUCUCCAUGCUGCGCUCAAACGAAAAGGUGGCCAGCCCGUUCGAGGGCAGAUUCGGACGAAAGGUGUUCCGGUCAUGGUCUUCCUCUGCACAGGACAUCCGGGGUUGGGAGUUCUCCUUCGUCGACGAUGAGAUGUACGAUAUACCUUCCAGAAGUCUAUCGAAAAUUGAUGUUGAGGAAGCCGGGAAGACCAGGAAGCAACGGAUGCGACGAAGCGCGACGCUGGGUGAUCUGCGGAGAGCUGCGAGCACCACGCUCAGAACACUCCUUUCUACGUGUGAAUGUGAACGGUGUCGAUUAGCUUACUCUGAGGACAGUGAUGCUAUUCGGCCACAGCUCAUCGCGGUCUUGGCCACGCCCGAUGCCUUCGAAGAGAGUGGCGAUGAGGUUCAAGUGAGUCAGCGAAAGCUGCUUUGUGCAGCGCUGGCGGAGGCGCCGGACUCGCGUUUGAUGGCUUUGGGCGCUGCAGCUGCAGAAGACUCUUCGGCCACUGUGGCAGGAAGUGCGGUGAGAGCUGCAUCACGCUCUCGGAGCCGGGCUAUGUCUCCGGCUAAGCCUUCGUCGCCCGGUCCGUCACCGACGGAAGCACGGACGGUGGGCAGCGCUCCACAGGCGCUGAGCCGACACCAUAGCCGCUCCAACUUAGGGAAACCACCCAUGGAUCCCAGUGGUCCCGGUGGCGGGACACGGAGAUGCGACUCGCAGAAGCGUGGUGAGAGAUCCCCAUCUUUCAGAGAGGUCCUUCAGCCUCUCGGCCCCAUUGGUACCCGCUUGGACGGCGGCCAACAGAAGAUGUGGGCGCCCUUUUCACGGUAG
This is a messenger RNA of Symbiodinium necroappetens, 5217 nucleotides long. The record is from the annotation of a GenBank genome assembly. NCBI's taxonomy places the organism in Eukaryota, Dinophyceae, Suessiales, Symbiodiniaceae.